CACGCAUCGCCUUGCUUAAUUAUAUGCUGACUUGAAGUGAAAGCAUCUCUAAAACAAGGAAGUUAACACGUAUUGGUCAUCGGGUUUAUGACUUUUCAAUACGUGUUGCGCAUCAGUGACAGUUCCAGAGUUACCUCCACUAUGCAGUCAACAAGCGCUUUUGCCCAUCUUUUAACUUUUCUUUUGCUAAAUGGUUUUUCUAUUGCGAUAAAGCUCGAUCACAAGAUGUUCAACGAGUUUCAUCACAUCAGAAGUCACGCAUCUUCGGACGUACAAACUAAAGCAGUUAAAGAUCUUAUAACUCGACUUCUACCUGAACAUGCUUCGAAGUUCGAUAUCGUUGUCCAGCCUUUCUUUGGACCGCCACAUUUGGACGAAUUUGAGUACAAAACCACUGCAGAAUCCAAGCUACAGAUAAAGGGAACAAGUGGUGUAGCGUGCUCGCUAGGUCUACAACAUUUCUUGAAGAAUUAUUGUCACGCGCACAUUUCGUGGAGUGGAGACCAGUUAAAGAUACCCAAACCCUUUCCUACUGUGAAAGACUUGACAAGGAUAACCCUACCGUACAGGUACUCUAAUGUAUAGCACAGUUCAUCAGUUAUCAGGCUCAUGCCCUGUGUGCCAGAGGUUUUCUCUUCUUGAUGACUGAGAUGCAUGGUUUGACACGUCACGUUUUCCGUAAAGGAUUUAAGUAUUAGCAUACAGAUCUAUCCAUGCAUAAUGAAACCUUGGUUGUUUACCAUUUACAAAAGUUUCCAGAAAAUCCGAUCAGUAAAUGGAACAAGACUUUUUGGGUCGUUGUUUCCUGCGGAAAAAUUCUGGGAGCAACCGAACAUCGCAAAAGGUAGCCCUGUUGUUACAAACGGAAAUUAGCCAACUUUGAUAUCAGUUCCAGGCUUUCGCGGCCGUUUUUCGGUAGAUGGAACGGAUUUGUGCAAACGGAAAACGCGAUUCGGGAAAGAAAUUUCCAGAUCGGAAUUUUGCCUAACAUUUACCCAAACCUUGAACCGACCGGUUUUCCAAUGUAAGUGGUGACAACCCUAAAUUCAAACCUAUAUUCCGCUCCAAAAGGGCUAACUUGACACGUGAUCGAACAUGAACUCGAGGACAGAGUUCAGUAACACACAGACGUUCUUUAAUUGGGCUUCGUGAUGCGUUUCUUCCCCACGUUGGAAGAAGCCCAAAGCUAAGAGUUAAGCGGCAAUAUAGAGAGGUGACUGUUAGCAGAGGUUCGACUGUGGUUAAAGUUGAGGUUAACGCCCACAACAGCUUUCCCCUUCUCCUCAAAACUCGAACGGGUCCAUAACACAAAGGGUGUGGGCUUUGAAUCCCUUUGGUCUAAAAUUGGGAAUAGCCUUUAAACGUUGGAUGUGUUUCUUUCUUUUUUAUCCUAGUUCAUCUCUUGAGGAAAACGGUCCAGGACCUGAAUAGGGUUGGGAAAUCAUGAUAUUGGUCUGAAAUAGGCAGGGUUCACAGCAUACUUCAUGAAUUUUCCAAGUGAAAUCCCAGCGUUCUCACUACAAACAAAUCGAUGUUCAUUCCGAACCUUUUACUACCUUGAUAGAGGUAAAAAUAGAUAUGGGGUUGGGGGGGGGACACAAUGUGACACGCUAAUACAGUACACCCGCCUGUUUUCGCGAAACUUUCCAUUGGCCAACUUGUCUCUGUGUUUCUCUGUCAGAUUUCGCUACUAUCAGAACGUGUGCACCUUUAGUUAUUCAUCUGUCUGGUGGAACUGGACUCGCUGGCAGCGAGAAAUUGAUUGGAUGGCACUGAAUGGCAUCAAUCUUCCACUUGCCUUCACUGGACAGGAAGCAAUAUGGCAGAGGGUGUAUCACAAAAUUGGACUCACACAGCAAGAACUAGAUACUUUCUUUGGAGGCCCAGCUUUCUUGGCAUGGUAAGCUGUGUUACUUUUGAAGGACCAGUAAUCAUUAUGCUUUAAUCCUUAGCAGUCUGGUUGUAAAGAAAAAUCUCUUUUUAGCAUGCAGAAAUCUUAUACUUUUACUUCAUAUUAAUUUCCUUGCUCUAACUUUAAUAGCGCUCUAAAGAAUUGAAUUGCUAUGCCUUAGUGUUUCAGUGUUUCAGUAGUGCAGUCGUUCAUUAAAAAGUGAUGCGCAAAAACACAGAGGGCUUAGGAUAACAACUGCAAAUUCAUUAUUAAGUUUGUAUUUGGAUUUAAGAAACUUAUAUGCCUUCAGCAGUAUGCCGGAGUUUUAAGCAAGUACUUACUACAAUAGCUGACUGUCGGUAGCCCAGUAUUUUUCUGGAAAGGUUCCGAAAAAAAGGCACAAAUAACUAAACAUCACCGAUGGAUUCUUACAUUACCUAUAUCACGAUUCACUUAGCUGAGACCUCUUUCCACACUUUACAAACCUCUUCAAUUUGUAACCACUAAGAUUUCCUUCCACAGUAAGGUAAUCGAGUCUUUUCUUCCAGGGCAAGAAUGGGGAACAUACGUGGGUGGGGAGGUCCUCUUCCGCCAUCGUGGCGUAAGAAUCAACUUGAUCUACAACACAAAAUUCUUACAGCGAUGAGGAAUCUUGGCAUGGCUCCCGUUCUCCCUGGAUUUGCUGGUUUUGUGCCGGAUGGUCUGAAAAGAGUGUAUCCACAGGCAAAAUUGUCCAGAGUGAGCCGAUGGGGUCGAUUUAACAACACUUUCUGCUGUGGUUAUCAUCUUCACCCCACUGAUCCCUUAUUUAAGGUAAGUCACUUGUAUGUACACGUACAUUUUAAGCUACAAAUCUAAAUGAAAAAUUCUGAAGCACGGUUUAAAGGAAUGCGUCUUAUGAGCAUGACACUAUAGCUAGUCUCGUAGAGCUGUUUGACGAGGCCAACGGCUUUUCGUCCUUAUCCGAGAAGGCGCAAAGAAAGGCAGUACGUUCGGAUCAAUUUAUGUUUCUGGGAAACUGUCCACCUACCGCUACCCUAAGCUAACAUCAAUACUUACCUCUCACUUAGGGAAAAAUGUUGACUUAGGGGAGGGGUAGGUGGGCAGUUUCUCUUGCAGAAACAUAAAUUGAUCUGCACGUUCUCCUCAUUUUAGUGUGAAGACUCAGGAAUCGAGCCCGGAGCCACUGAUUGUAUCUAAUUCUGGCACCCAACCUUUACAUUACAGCCAAUCGGUCUUUUGACAGUCUUUGUUUUGGGUCUCUUUAAAAUGGGUGGUUAAUUUAAGGCUGCUCGGUAAUUACUGGAAAUCUGUUUUAUACUUCAUUUGCAACAGACAGUAGGGUCCCUCUUUAUCAAAGAACAGAUAUCCGAAUUUGGUACCAACAACAUAUACAACGCUGACGCUUUCAAUGAAAUGACGCCCACAUCCAAAAAACCCAGCUAUCUAUCCGGGCUCAGUAGUGCUGUAUACCGGGCCAUGGUGGCUGGUGAUCCUAAUGCCGUUUGGCUCAUGCAAGGAUGGCUCUUUCGGGACACCAACUUUUGGAAGCCAUCUCAAGUGAAAGCACUCUUACAAGGUUUGUAAGUAGUCAAUAAAGACAGAUUAAGGAAGAAGGUAUGAUUCUGUAAAAAGGAAUAAGCCUGCCAGCAAGCUCUCAACUUGAAAAUCGGUACAGGCCAAGGCUCCAGUCUUUUGUGGCUCGCAUACGCGCGAGACCUUCGGCUCUCGUGUUCUCAUGAUUGCUGGCAUGCUCAGAUAACGGCAUGGUGUUGUAUAUAUAGAUGGGGCUCUUCAAUAAUUAGCUUAAGAGGUUUCGAUGAAUUAACCACUUCAAUAUUGAAAACCAAAUGAACUCAUUACGAAAUCUAAAAUGAAGCAGGAACGUUGACGUUAGUGUUAAUGAAUCAGUACUCAGUCGCUUGGUUCUUACACUGUGAUAGCCCUACCUGUUUAUUUCAGUUGAGCCUGUUGUUGGCUCUUUGCCAUGUCUCACAAGAAAAAGUAUCUCCGAAACACAAAUUUGACCAGGCAUUCGAGGGUAACCAGCUUAUCGGCUUAGAAGCAUGUUAUGUGAUAUCCUCGUAAAAUAAAGUAGAUGAUUUUGUUGAUUAUGAUGAUGACGGAUGAUGGUAAUUACUUUAACUUCUUCUAGUUUUUGUUACUGUGUCGCCUAUAUCUAGGAACAGCCACGAAUAUACUGAUGGUGAUAAUGAUGAUGACGAUGACGAUGAUGAUGACGACAAUGACGAUGAUGAUCAUAAUCAUGACCACCAUCAUCAUCAUCGCCGCCACCACCAUCUCCAUCAUCAUCAUUAUCAUCAUCAAAUCAAUAAGAAUCCAACAUUGUGAGAGCUAUUUUUAAAUUUAAAAAUUUGCAAACCAUUAAUGAUUCUCUUUUUAGGAGUUCCUCGGGGACGCAUGAUUGUCCUAGAUCUGAUGGCCGAUAUCGAACCUUUCUGGUCGCGUACUGAGUCAUUCUAUGGACAACCAUUCAUCUGGUGUAUGUUACAAAACUUUGGUGGACAAUUGGGACUGUUUGGAACUAUACAAAGUGUCAUAACAGGUACAAUAGUAUAAAGCUGUUGAAAUACAUCAAUUAAUAUGCUAUACAGAAGAGAGACAAUUAUGGUGGUCGUAAUUUCCACGACAUAUGUCAUCAUAUGAAUUAAGUUUCCUCUUAUCUUGUAUUUUGCAAUACUGUCAGAGCUCUCCAAAAAUUCUCAAAAUAAGAGGAAUUGCAUUGAUGUCACACAUUAUUGUUUCAUUGUCCUUUUCUCACUUGUUGUUUUCAUUUUUAUUUCAUUUUCGUUUUCGUUUAUUCUUCCCCAUUAGUCGGACUCCCCAAUAUGUGCUUUGGUUUUCAGGGCCAGUUAAAGCAUUCAACAGCCCUAAUAGUACAAUGAUAGGCACUGGCUUAACACCAGAAGGAAUAGACCAAAACGAUAUGAUGUAUGAGCUGAUGAACGAAAUGGGUUACAGGAUAAACGCCUUUAAUCCUGUGGAGUUAGAGGAGUGGAUAAAAUACUAUGCCCUUCGAAGAUAUGGCAACACAAACGAUAACAUAGCGAAGGCGUGGAAGCUACUUAUCCACUCGGUCUAUAACUGCACAUAUUACUGUAUUGGCUUCAAGCACCAGUCGGUUUUCGUCAGACAACCAACUUUAAGGAUUGCUCCACAUAUAUGGUACAAACCGGAAGAUGUGUUUAAAGCAUGGGACGCAUUGAUCUCGGUGGCUAAGGAUUUUUCUCACUCGAAAACAUUUAGGUAAUUUAACGUAAGACUGUAAAAAAAUGAGCAGAGAGCCCUUCGAGAGAUGGCUUGGCAGUUAUUUAGGUUGCAUUAAUCUGUAAAUGAGCUGUUGCAUGAGACAGUUUAGCAAAACUUGAUAUUGCACCGCCAAAAUUAUCUCCACCUCCCGAGUAUCUUGCAUGCUUUAACUUCGUAAAAAUCAGUGUGAAAUGAAAAAGCCUCUCAUCGUCGGUUGCACUAUAAGCUGAACCAAAUACGUAACAUUUUAGGUGGAAAGGAGAGCGUCGCAAUCCCCAGGAGGGUUGGAGAGGGGGGGGGGGCAUUCAGGCGCAGAAGGCUUUAACCCCGACCCUGUUUAAGGCAGAAAUUGUUCAUUUCGCUAUCCUGUUUUAGACAAGAGUCCAGCUUUACGAACCUGACUCGUUUCGUUUGGCACAAAAAAUUAAGCGUCUUUUAGACUAACAAUUGAAAAUAGAUUUAGACUUUUUUGAAAAUACAUUGUCGGUACCACCCAUGUAAACCGCGCGUUGUAAACUUUUACACUUUUUUUAAAGGUUUUCGGCUUUCCAAAAAGACACACUGGUUAAGACGCGAAAGAGUGAAAUUUUAUACCCUUUUGAAUAAGGACCUUGAAAACCAUAACUUGUUCAUCGGCCGAUACACGCAUUGGCCAAAUAAGGGAGUGAACCCACCCCCACCCCUUCAUAGGGUUACACUAGUCAAAUUGUAUUAUCUACUGAUAACCAAAUAGACAAUGCCAUUAACAACAGGGCCUUCAAGGGCCAAAGGGAUAACUAUUCAUUACCGAGUAUUAAUAGAAUCGGCCGUGAACGAAUCAAGAUCACGCAAUUUUCUGUUUCCCUAUUGUCGCAAAAUUUGCGAAGUUACGAAAGCAAGAAAAUGUAAUCCGUCUCAGCCAUUAGAAGUGCUUAUUUUGGCCAAAGAACAUCUGAGCGGAAUUUCAGAAGUGUCUGUAUCAUACUUUAUACAUACUCUAAUUUAUUUCUUUGUACUUCUUUCAUUGUUGAUGAGCUUUGAAACUUCUUUUUAGAUAUGAUCUUGUUGACAUCAGCAGACAGGCGUUACAUCUUCUGGUGAUUCCACUCUACCAUGACCUUAUACGAGCCUACAACGCCAAGUCGGUUCCUCAAGUUGCUCAAAUCGGUAUCAAACUACUUAGCAUGUUUGAUGACCUGGACAAAAUACUUCAAACCAAUCAGAAAUUUCUUUUGGGAUGCUGGCUCAACUCCGCCAAAGCCAUGGGAACAACGCCAGAAGAAGUUAAGCUUUACGAGUAUAAUGCACGCAUUCAGAUUACUCUGUGGGGACCUACAGGGGAGUUUGACGACUACGCCAACAAGAUGUGGAGUGGCUUGGUAAACGAUUACUACAAACCGCGGUGGGAGCUUUUUAUUGAAGAACUUGUUAACGCUAUUCGACAAGGAAAGAGGUUGGACAAUAACGCGUUUGCUAAAAGGUUACUCGAAAGGGAAACUGCUUGGACGCAAGGUAGAAAAAAAUAUCCUUGCAGACCAGUGGGCGACAGUGUUGAAGUGGCGAUGUUCCUGCAUAGGAAGUACCGCUUGUACUCGAGUCGAAGGAGGAUUGAGUUAGCUUGUAUUAAGGAAGAUUAGAAUGACAGCCCUGUAAUGAAGUGAAUGGUAUAAUAUUUAUCCCUAUGGGGAAUCAAUCUGAUCUUCCCCAAGGCACUAAACUGUACAUCACCAUAUGAGGACCCAAUCAACGCGACAGCGCUCUCGGGAACCGACCUCUCUCCCCAUUCCUUAUCCCAAUCCUCCAAAUCCAAUGGAAAAAAUUGUUGUGAAGUAAUAUUGUGUUUGUUUUAAAAGCCAUUAUCAUUAGGAUAUUUAACGAUAGUUUCUUUGUUCCCGAGUUUUCGCUCGUGCUUAGGGUUUCGUUAUGUUUAGGUUUUAAGAUCAAGGUUAAUCCGUAUUUGUGUUAUCAGGUUUUGUUUGAUGUCAUUACCUUUUUAAUGGGUUUGUCGACAUAAUCGACAUAACUGUCUUUUAUCUUGAGGUUUAAUUAAGCUUGAUUGCCAGUCUUUGUGGGUUCGUUUUGGGACCAUAGCUGACCUUGAUUGUUACCUACAUCGGUGUUCCUCUUUGGGUUUAAAAUAGAGCCUCGUGGGUUUAGUUGUCAAGCCAGUUUAUUGGUUUCCUAGUGCUUGAAUUGUUCAAUCUUGUCAGUUUGUUUUUACCCACUUUUGUGAUCAACA
Molecule: messenger RNA, 7379 nt
Organism: Porites lobata
Lineage: Eukaryota; Metazoa; Cnidaria; Anthozoa; Scleractinia; Poritidae
Source: the annotation of a GenBank genome assembly